AUGGCUUUCCCUAUUAAAUUCAUGUCGCUUCAAAAAACUGAACUAGAGUACGAAGUAGCAAUUCGGGGUGAGACCCCCGGAGACACAGUACAGGAAUUGCGUAAACAAAUUGCGAAGUGUGGGAGGUCCACACUUUUUCCUUCCGAGGACAUUCUUGUCAGUCCUUUUGAUGUUCAGGACGACUUAGAUGGCAUUACAGAGGUGGUGGAAAAAGUAAAUUCUCUCUUGGAUUCCAAACCAUUAAUCAAAAGUACUUUGCUUCGCGCUCACAAUUUGGUGCACCAUUUGUACCACCGGUUAAACCGCAUUGCGUGCGAGGAUAAGGAACAAAAGGAGGCUUAUGACCGAUGCGUGGCUUUAUUCAGGGUUUGCACAGACCGGGUUAACUCUCUUAACGUUGUCACCGUUACGGAUCCGUUAUUUUCUAAUAGCAGCAAUGUUCCUGUUGUUGCGGCUACUUCGUCAAUGCCGGUUAACGUCACGGUCACGUGCGAAGCCAACGAAGCGAACAAGCUAUCCAAACUUAAAUACGAUGGCUCGUCUUGUGUACGGGCGUUCAUCGAACGCGUGUCAGAAUUUUGUCUCGCUAAGAAUAUCUCGAGUAGUAAAGUUCUCCAUAACGGUACUGAAAUAUUUACGGGCGGUGCGCUUCAUUGGUUCCGCAGCGUCAAGGAGCAGGUCACAAGUUGGGACGACCUUGUAGUGCUUUUGAAGCAGGAUUUCGGCCAGGCCGACUAUGACUACAGAUUAGUUAAUGAAAUCAAGUCCCGUACGCAAGGAGAAACCGAGAAUAUUAUAAUUUACUUGUCGGUUAUGUCCGGUCUCUUUUCUCGCCUAACAAGACCCUUGCCAGAAGAGGAGAAACUUGAGAUUUUACUCCAUAACAUCCGGCCAUGUUAUACAAGUACCUUAUCUUCAGUGUCGGAAAUUAAAUCUAUCGAGCAACUAAAAAUGUUAUGCCGUAACUACGAGAGUAUACAGUCGCGUCUUUCUCACUUUAAAGAACCUCCAAGGGCGACUGCAGAUACAUUAGCGCCUGAGUUUGCGUAUUCGGGUAGUUCGUCGAAACCGAAACCUAAUUUCGGCAAUAAUACAAAUUUUAACAACAAUAAACCUAAUUAUAACAGGUUCUCACAAAAUCAGCAAUACAAUAGGUCAUUUACACAACAUAAUAAUAUAAAUAACAAUAAUAGUAAAACUAAACCUAACUAUGUAGAUGCCAUUACUCCCUCGACAUCAAAGACACGUUAUUGUCCUAGAUGUCGCGUGGAUACUCACAAUCUGCGACAGUGCACGGCAAGCAAAGAUAUUUUGGUGUGUUUCGGUUGUGGCCGUAAGAAUGUCAAGGCACCUGACUGUCCAGAUUGCAACAAAAAUAAUAAGCCGUCUCAAAAAAACUAGUCGCUCAGAAUUGUGUCAAUAAUACUGACAUAGCCAAAUUUGAUAAAGCUGACUGGCAAGAUUGGCUACGUACAGUUAAUUUGUAUUUUAAAGCAUAUAGGAUUGACGCAAUUCUGAAAGACAGUUUUGAUGAUGAUAGACCAUAUGUUCCGGUUGAUAUUAACGGCGUUACUAUUUCCGGAUUAUUAGAUUCUGGUUCCGCGGUGACAGUUCUAGGCAACGGUGCUCAUAAAGUGCUUGUAGACAGUGGGUUGAAGGUGUUGAAGGAUACCAUCACCCCUGUUACCACAGCUGGCGGACAUAUUUUGGGUGACGAAGGAUAUAUGAUGAUUCCAGUGCGUUUCGAAAAUAAAUUUCACGUUUUAAAGGCUGUUAUUGUGCCAACUAUUGUAAACAAUCUCAUUUUAGGGGAUGAUUUUUGGCGUGCUUUUCAGAUUUUGCCAA
This is a messenger RNA of Cydia strobilella, 1845 nucleotides long. RefSeq lists its product as uncharacterized. NCBI's taxonomy places the organism in Eukaryota, Metazoa, Arthropoda, Insecta, Lepidoptera, Tortricidae. The record is from RefSeq and is a predicted model, not a curated record. The coding region runs from base 1 to 1401 and encodes 466 amino acids. The transcript has a single exon.